AUGGCUUUUAAAUUCAUCAUACUAUCCACUUUAUUGGUGGCUGCCAGCGCCGGCUAUAUCCCAACGGCCAAUCAUCAUUAUGCCACACCUACGUAUGUGACUAAAGUAGCAAAUCCCUCGGAGGAUGCUGUGGCCCAAACUCAACAGAAUGUGGUGCGUUCAUUUGAUGGCACCGUCUCUCAAUAUUCCAAGUCCAUACAUACACCCUACUCCAGUGUGCACAAAGAGGAUACACGCAUCAGCAAUAAUGUCUAUACACCUCAGAAGUCGGUGUCCUUUGCUGCACCUGCCGUAACCAAAACCGUGACAUAUGCUGCUCCUGCUGUGACAAAGACCAUUUAUCAUGCGCCUGAAAUCCAUGAGGAGCAACCAGAUCAUGUUUAUGCUGCUCCAGCUCCCACUGCUGCGGUUUAUACUCAAUCAGCAGCUGAUAAUGCCGUCUAUACGCAUGCUACUCCUGCGUAUACACAUCCUGCCCCCACAGCUGCGGUUUACACACAUUCAGCUCCUUCGAUGUACACUCAUUCCGCACCCAAUGUUGCUUUGUAUCACCAAGAAGCCGCUCACGCAGGAACAACUUAUAGUCAUAACCAUGACCAUGCUACCUAUCAACAACAGGAAGCUCCCUCCUCUGGCACUACCACCACCACCUAUAAUCAUGGGCCAGCUGCCUCGACUUACAGCCACAAUGGUCAUGGCGUCUCAGCAUAUGGCUCAAGCCAGACCGUGCGCUAUUCACCUGCCCAUAUGGUCUCCCACAUGAGCUUCGAUGGCUUCGGCACCCAUUGGGGUUACUAA
Messenger RNA from Stomoxys calcitrans (stable fly), 798 nucleotides. Its product is annotated as larval/pupal cuticle protein H1C-like. NCBI's taxonomy places the organism in Eukaryota, Metazoa, Arthropoda, Insecta, Diptera, Muscidae. Bases 1 to 798 code for a protein of 265 amino acids. The transcript has a single exon. The record is from RefSeq and is a predicted model, not a curated record.